Molecule: messenger RNA, 1928 nt
Organism: Zerene cesonia (dogface butterfly)
Lineage: Eukaryota; Metazoa; Arthropoda; Insecta; Lepidoptera; Pieridae
Gene: Cox10
Product: protoheme IX farnesyltransferase, mitochondrial
Exons: 8
Coding region: 187-1422 (411 amino acids)
Biological process (GO): heme biosynthetic process
Cellular component (GO): mitochondrion; mitochondrial membrane
Molecular function (GO): protoheme IX farnesyltransferase activity
Source: RefSeq, a predicted model, not a curated record
UCAAACGACGUCCUUGAGGCUGUAAGGCCUAAAGGGCAACAAAAUAACCUAUUUUAAUUUGAAUUCGAUAAAAUAAUAUCGAUUAUUUAUUACAGUAAUCAUUAAUAAUUAUUAAGUUACAUCCUUGAUUACAAAAAAUUAGUCAGGAUGUUAACCUAAAAGGAAAAUAAACAUAAAUUCCUUACCAUGACCUAUCUUAAGCUAAUACGCUGUACUUUAUAUUUUAAAACCGGUGUACAAGAUUUUUCGUCGAAAUCAGUGCUAUUAAAAAUUGGAAAUGGACAACAAACCAAUAUAGCUAGAAUAUCAACAACACCCUCUUUUAAUAGCAAUUUACCAUUGACAAGUCAAACACAGCCUGCAGUUACCAAAAAGAAAAGCAAAAAUGUUCCUCAAGAUACCAGAGUGUGGAAGGAGACUCCAACCCAUGAUGUUAAGAAUAAUUUAGUCCAAUAUUGUAUGAUGUUGUCGAAGUUUCGUUUAACUUCAUUAGUAGUAAUGACAUCAAUGGCAGGAUAUGCCCUAGCACCCGCUCCAUUUGACCUAACAACAUUUGCCCUCUGUGCGGUGGGCACAGGGUUGGUCAGCUCCGCGGCUAAUUCUGUAAAUCAGUACCAUGAAGUACCAUUUGAUGCUCAGAUGUCAAGAACUAAGAAUAGAGUGCUUGUUAAGGGACUCUUGGAGCCAGUGCAUGCAAUCGGUUUCGCAGCGGUGACUAGUGCGACGGGGCUUGGUAUCCUCUAUCUGGGAGUGAACCCUCUCACUGCAGCGUUGGGCGCAGUUAACUUGGUGCUAUAUACCUCUAUAUAUACGCCUAUGAAAAGAAUGUCCAUACUUAAUACGUGGUUGGGAUCUGUAGUGGGCGCGAUCCCCCCACUCAUGGGGUGGGCGGGGUGCGCGGGCUCGCUCGACAUGGGCGCGUUGGUGCUCGGCGUGAUACUGUACUCGUGGCAAUUUCCGCACUUCAACGCUUUGUCGUGGAACUUGAGGCCGGAUUACUCUAGGGCGGGCUAUAGAAUGAUGGCGGUUACUGAUCCCGCAUUAUGUAGACGAGUGGCUCUGAGGCAUACAGCUGUUAUAACAGCGACGUGUCUUGCGGCUCCCUACCUUGGCGUUACUAAUAUGUGGUUUGCGGCCGAAUCUUUACCAUUAAAUAUAUAUUUUUCGUACUUAGCCUGGCAAUUCUAUAAAAAAUCAGAUAGCGGUAGUUCAAGAAAAUUGUUCAGAUUUUCAUUAAUACAUUUACCAGCACUGAUGUUACUUAUGCUUGUCAAUAAGAAAUAUUGGAGUUCGGCUGAUACGCAAGAAAAUGAGAUACAAAAAUCAGAAGUGAAAUUACCAGAGACAAAACGUAUCACAGUGUUGCCACGUGGACCGGUUGUCGCCGCGCAAGAGGCUGAAUAUAAUGAAUUGAAACGAUAAUGUUUUCUACUAUAAUAUAGUUAAAUGUUCCAGUGCUAUUCACUUAUCACUAUUUAGGUUGUGACUUCCUAGAUAUGGAUGUUUGAAACUUAGGCUUAAGCUUUGAUUAAAAAGAGAAUCAAAAUUCAAUUUUUUUAAUGAUUACAAUUUGUUUCAUGUCCAAUGUUUGUGCAUUAUAUAAUAUUAGUAUUGUAGCUUUAGUUUGAGCUAUAGCAUGUAUCCUACUAGUUUUUAUUAUUCCUUAAUACUUUGAAGUCGAAAGAGGUCAUAACCUAUUAAACAUUUCCACACUAUUACAAUAGUUAUUGUAUGAUUUUUUUUAUAUUAUGAAAAGCACUGGAUAUUAGAAUAUAAUAGUAGAUUUUUCUGUAAAUAAUGUACAAUUUCAUUUUGUGAUUUUAUUUAUAGAGCUUGUGUAAGAUAAAUCGAUCCACGAGAUUGUUACAGAAAUAAGUUAUAUUUUUUGAUGUUGUUGAUACAUUGUAGUCACAUUAAUUUAUGAAUCA